Symbiodinium pilosum is the source of this 933-nucleotide messenger RNA. The record is from the annotation of a GenBank genome assembly. NCBI's taxonomy places the organism in Eukaryota, Dinophyceae, Suessiales, Symbiodiniaceae.
AUGAGCGGCAACGGUGAGCUCAAGAAUGUCCCCACGAUAAAGGCAUACAAGAACCCAGACUUUCUGGGCUUACCAACCUCUCGCCAUGUCCGGAUCAUGUGUGAGCUCUAUGAGCCGAUGCAGCGACUGGACCAGCAUAACAUCGACAAUUACUUUAUUAUAGUUGGAUCGCACUUGGUGAUGCAUCCAGAGGACCGCGCCAAGCACAUGUCCGACCUAGAGCAACAAAUCAAGAAACUCACAGCGGAAGAGGAGGUCGAAGCGCUACGUGCCAAGCUACGAUUUUCCCAAAAGAUGCAAGCGAUGGACAAGUACUACGUGAUGGCCAUGGAGCUUGGAAAAAAGCUGGGCGAAUGGAAUCGGCAGCGUGCUGCCAAAGGACUGCCGUCGUAUCAUGUCAGCACUGGCGGCGGCCCUGGCAUCAUGGAGGCCGCCAACCGCGGGGCAUACGAAGCAGGAGACAAGACGCUUGGCUUUGGAGCCAGCCGGCCUGAGUGGGGAUCCUUGAACAAGUAUGUCUCUGAGGAGGGUGCAUUCGAAUUCCACUAUUUCUUCAUGAGGAAAUUCUGGAUGGCCUACAAAUGCAUGGGCCUUGUAGUCUGUCCCGGAGGGUUUGGGUCGCUCGAUGAGCUUUUUGAGCUGCUGGUGCUUUUGCAGACCAAGAAGAUCUCUCACCCCUUGCCCAUCAUCUUGUUGGGUGAAGAGCACUGGAAGAAAACGAUCAACUUCAACUAUUUGAUGGAAUGCGGCAUGCUGACGCAGUCGCACAUAGACAUGUUAGCUUUCAAGGAUAAUGCCGAGGACGCUUUCCAGUACCUGAUCGAGUCGGUUCGAAAAGCCGAAGAGUCUGGUGAAACAGAGCAGGUGGAGACUGCAAAGCGCAGGCGGCUGGAAGCCAAGCCCAGCACCCCUUCGAAAAAGGAAAGAAGUUGA